AUGGCACGGCGACGUAAGGUGUUGCAGAAGCUUGUUCAGGUAGACCCCCGUUCUGAGCUCCCUUCAUCCACUGAAACUCCACCCACCGUACCUUCGACUGAUGGGAUAUGCGAGAUCGAUACUGAUGUGAACACCUCUUCUGAGGUCCCUGAGAUUUUAAGUAAGGAUGAGGUUCAUGCUUCUCCGAUGAAGCAGACAAUGCCUAAGAAUAGAUCCCCUUCUUGGGCGGAGGAGGUAGAGAACAAAUCAUUUCAUGAAGCUGCGAAGGCAACCUGGUCUCGAUUCAAAGAAUCGCUUCCUUUUCAGGGGGGUACUAAACUCGAAUAUAAGGAACCUCUGCAACAGGAAGGGCAAAAAAUUUCUCAACUGGACCUAGAGGAAGUUGCAGUUGAAGCUUCUUUCUGGAAUUCGGCCUUGAUUUGUGUAAUUAUGAGAGCUAACCCGCCAUUGCCUGUCUUCGAAGACAAUAUCACAAAAGAUAGGUCGAUGAUUAAAUUUGCUAGGAUAUUAGUUGAUAUGGAAAUAUCAGACUCUCUUCCUAAGUUCAUCAGCUAUAUCAAUGAGAGAGGUCAAAGGAAGAAGGAGAGUCCAGCUAAUCAGGUGGAUGAUGGUUCUGCUCAUGGAGAUUGUAGCACCCACCAGAAACAAGGCCAGGAUAUUUCAACCCAGUCCUCAUCAAAAAAGGAGAUGAUACCCCAACAUGAGGAACUUCCUAAGGAUCAAGGCUGGGGCAUAAAUAAGAAGAAUAAGCAGAUAGCUAUUUUGGAUGUUUGCCGGAUAAAUAAGAUUGGUAUUGGAGCUUUCCUAGAAACAAAAAUAAAGGGUGAUAAACUGAAGGAUGCUAUGGAAACUAGUUUUCAGGGUUGGAAUUAUCAUAACAGCAUAAGGGUGGAGGGCCGAAUUCUUUUGAUAUGGAAGGAAAGCUGGGUCAAAGUGGAUGUUAUCAAAGAUCAUUAUCAAUUUCUGCACUGUCGAGUUAGAUUUUGUAUCACUGACCAGGAGUUUUGCUUUACUGUGGUUUAUGGUUCUAAUCAAUUGGAUACUAGGAAGCUGCUCUGGUCAGAAUUGUCUACUAUGCCUGUCCCAAUUAAACCUUGGCUUAUCAUGGGAGAUUUUAAUGCUGCAUUUGACCCUAAUGACAGAAGAGGUGGCAGGUGUAUUCUGCAAAAAGAGAUUGAAGAUGCUAGGAAUUGGCUUGAUCUUGGUCUGGUGGAAGAAAUGAAUUUACUGGGUACCUUUUACACUUGGUCUAAUAAUCAAGAAAGGGAUAAUCGCAUAUACUCUAAACUUGAUAGAGUCUUUGUCAAUGAGGACUGGCUGAACAUUUUCCCGUCUGUUAUAGCUGCUGCUCGUUGGGAAGUGACUUCUGAUCAUUGUACUGUUAUUCUGAAGCAAACUGGUAUUUCAAAUGAGGGUUUUAUUCCUUUUCGGUUCUAUAAUAUGUGGACAAGCCACCCUCAGUUCAGAUCUACUCAUGAAUUGAAGAAGUUCAAUUGGAAGAUUAUUGGGGAUGUGGCUAGGAACUUUGAAGACAGUAAAGUUGAGUUUCAAAAGGCAAGGUCUGAUCUUUUCUCUGACCCGCAGAAUCAGAUUUUAGCUUCAGCAGAGAGAUUAUCAUUUCAGAGAUUUAAAAAUCAAGAGAAGAUUUAUGGCAGCUACCUUAGGCAAAAAAGUAAGAUAGAGUGGCUCCAAUUCGGCAAUGAAAAUUCCUCCUACUUUCAUGCCUAUAUGAAGCAACGGAAGAGAGCUAAUAGGAUUGCUUCUUAUGUAACAGAAGAUGGUAGAGUAAAGGACAGUUAUCCUAAGGUAAUUAGUCACUUUAUUGACCAUUUCAAAUCAGUCCUGGGUUGUCCUAAUAAAGCUACAGGGAAGGUUGAUUAUGCCAUAACAGAUUUGGGUCCUCUGGCUCUCAUCAAGCCUUUCUCAAACAAAGAUGUUAAAACAACUUUGUUUAGUAUCAGCUCUAUAAAUAGUCCUGGACCAGAUGGUUUUGGGGCUGGGGUUUUUAAAAGCUUAUGGAAAGACAUAGGGAAGGAGGUUUCUAAAGCUGUCCUUGAAUUUUUUGAAUCUGGGAUUAUUCCUAAAGCAAUGAAUAGUACUAUUCUAACCCUUAUCCCUAAGGUGGAUCACCUGAAUAUAGCUGCUGAUUUUAGGCCAAUCGCCUGCUGCACUACUCUUUAUAAAUGCAUUUCUAAAAUGCUUUGUCAUAGAGUGACUGGUAUUCUUCCAAAGUUGGUUAACCAAAACCAAGGGGCGUUUAUAAAAGAUGGAACUCUUGCUCAUAAUGUCUUAAUUCUCCAAGAUCUCUUAAAGGGUUACAAAAGGAAGUAUAGCUCUCCUCGGUGCUUAUUGAAGAUUGACUUGAGCAAAGCCUAUGACUCAAUUGAUUGGGACUUUCUUGAAAGCCUGCUGAAAGCUUUAAAAUUUCCUGAUCGCUUCAUAAGAUGGAUCAUGAUUUGUAUGAGAGGUGCGUCUUAUUGCCUUAUGUUGAAUGGUCGCCUUCAUGGUAACUUUCAAGGAGGUAAAGGUCUUCGCCAAGGCGAUCCCAUUUCUCCGUUACUGUUUAUUAUAGUUAUGGAGUACCUUACUCGAUCCUUAUUUCAAGCAGCUAAAGGAAAAGGUUUCAAAUUUCACCUAUUAUGUAAAUCUUUAAAUCUAAUUAGUCUAUGUUUUGCUGAUGAUUUACUUAUUGUGUGUAAAGCCAAUACUAGCUCCAUUCAAAUUAUUCAGCAUACAUUAGAGGAGUUUUCAGUUGCUUCAGGUCUGCUUAUCAAUAAAAGCAAAUCUAGAGCAUAUUUUGGUGGGGUUUCGGACCAAGAAAAAUCUGUUUUGCUGAAUAUCUUUCAGCUGAAUGAAAGCGAGUUUCCUCUGACUUAUCUUGGUCUGCCUUUGAGGCCAAUGAAGUGGAAGGCAAUGGAUUGUGACUUAAUACUAAAGAAGAUUAGACAGAGACUUUGUGUUUGGGCUAGUAGGAACCUUUCCUAUGCAGGGCGGGUCCAGUUGAUCCAAUCUGUUUUAUUGGGUAUCAGGAACUACUGGAUGAGCAUCUUCCUCUUACCUCAGAGUGUCCUAAAGAAGAUUGAUCAUCUUUGCAGAAUAUUUCUUUGGGGAUGUAAAGGAAAUAGGAGAAAGUUUCAUCUUACAUCUUGGGAGCUAGUUUGCUGCCCUAAGAGUCAUGGUGGGUUAGGUUUCAAGGAGGGGCCCCUUUGGAAUAGAUUGCUGUUAUCUAAAUUCAUUUGGGCUAUUUCUUCUAAACAGGAUUUGCUCUUGGUUAAAUGGGUUAACUUUACUUGA
This is a messenger RNA of Humulus lupulus (European hop), 3294 nucleotides long. RefSeq lists its product as uncharacterized. The transcript is spliced from 6 exons. Bases 1 to 3294 code for a protein of 1097 amino acids. Gene Ontology annotation, molecular function: catalytic activity. The record is from RefSeq and is a predicted model, not a curated record. NCBI's taxonomy places the organism in Eukaryota, Viridiplantae, Streptophyta, Magnoliopsida, Rosales, Cannabaceae.